Messenger RNA from Peromyscus leucopus (white-footed mouse), 1142 nucleotides. Its product is annotated as cathepsin R-like. NCBI's taxonomy places the organism in Eukaryota, Metazoa, Chordata, Mammalia, Rodentia, Cricetidae. The record is from RefSeq and is a predicted model, not a curated record. The transcript is spliced from 7 exons. The coding region runs from base 1 to 1014 and encodes 337 amino acids. Gene Ontology annotation, cellular component: lysosome. Gene Ontology annotation, molecular function: cysteine-type endopeptidase activity. Gene Ontology annotation, biological process: immune response.
AUGACUUCUGUUCUCUUUCUGGCUUUCCUUUGCUUGGGACUGUCCUCAGCUGCUACAGCACCUGAUCCCAGCUUGGAUGCUGAAUGGCAAAACUGGAAAAUGAAAUAUGAAAAAUCAUACAGCCUGGUUGAAGAAGCAAUGAGGAGAACAGUAUGGGAAAAAAACUUGAAAAUUAUUAAAGACCACAAUGGGGAGAAUGGUCUGGGGAAGAAUGGCUUCACCAUGGAAAUGAAUGGCUUUGGUGACAUGACUGAUGAAGAAUUCAGGAAAAUGAUGAUUGAUUUCCCAGUCCGAGCUCACCCUCGCCAGGAGGGGAAAAGUAUCCAGAAACGUUAUGCUGGUGUUGUUUUACCCAAAUUUGUGGAUUGGCGAAAGAAAGGCUAUGUGACUCCUGUGCGGGACCAGGGCAACUGCAAUUCUUGUUGGGCAUUUUCUGUGAUUGGUGCCAUAGAAGCACAGAUAAUCUGGCAACUAAACAAACUUACCCCUCUGAGUGUGCAGAACCUAGUAGACUGUUCUAAACCUCAAGGCAAUAAUGGCUGUGUUUCGGGUGAUACAUACAAUGCCUUCCAGUAUGUAUUACACAAUGGAGGUUUGGAGGCUGAGGCAACCUAUCCAUAUGAAGGAAAAGAAGGGCAAUGCAGAUAUAAUCCAAAGAAUUCCAUUGCUGAAAUCACAGGAUUUGUGUCCCUCCCAGAAAGUGAGUACUAUCUAAUGGCUGCUGUCGCAACUAUCGGGCCCAUCUCUGUUGGAAUUGAUGCUUCCCAUGAUUCAUUCAAAUUCUACAAGAAAGGUAUUCAUCAUGAGCCAAAUUGCAGCAGUAAUUCUCUGACUCAUGGAGUUCUGGUUGUUGGUUAUGGAUAUGAAGGAAAUGAAAUGGAUGGUAAUUACUACUGGCUGAUAAAGAACAGCUGGGGUAAACAAUGGGGCAGGAAGGGGUACAUGAAAAUUGCCAAAGACUGGAACAACCACUGUGGAAUUGCUUCAUAUGCCUACUACCCUACCACUGUGUGAGUAACUUGAUGGCUACAAGAAAGCACUUGGCAGGAGACAGCAUUUCCAGAGAAGUGCUAUUCCCUUUUUGGUGACUAAACUUUGGUGGGCAUAUGGGAGUUAUGUCCCCGAAAAGCUACAUUGCCAUG